UUUUGCCCCGUAUCAUCGCAAUGUUCAUCGCAAUCAUCGGGACGCCUUCAGCAGGAAAGAAAGUGGUGCUACAGUAUCUGGAAAAGAAAUACGGUUUCCAGCGUUUGAGGCUCGCGAAAGAUCAGCCUCAGGAAGAAGAUCUUAGCGGGAGAAUUGCAAAGAUCGAUGUCAAUGGUGAUGGCCAGGUCGCUGCGGCACACACCUAUGCGAACGCCAAUGACCUUUUGGAUUUUGUGACCCACAAUUGGCUUUCGCACUUUGUGACGACCGACUUGACGUCUUUCGACGACGUUGAGCCCUUUGUCAAACGGCCCUUCUUCUUGCUUGUCAGUGUCGACGGGCCGUUGAUUGUUAGAUAUGAACGUGAAAGGGCGAGAGCGGGAUCCUUGAAGCAGACUCUCUCCCUGGAAAAGUUUAUUACCGACCAUGACGCUCUUCUUCAUGGACCUCCUCCCCCCCAAACAUCCAGCCUCCCUACCCUGGCGCACAUGCAGCUCCAGUCCGAUUUCCGGCGAGUCCUUGACUUGGCUCAUAUCCAAGUCAACAACAAUUUCACCGACAUCUCCGCACUCCACUGGUAUCUGGAUCGACUGGACCUUUUAGAUGAGGGUCGCUUGAGGCCUGGGUGGGAUAAAUACUUCAUGGUUUGUCUUUCCGGAGGCUUUUGUUACCUGUCAACUGAUCUGGUUCCAGACUCUUGCCUCACUCGCUUCCCACCGAUCCAAUUGUAUGAAGCGCCGAGUAGGUGCCCUCCUUGUCCGCUCCAAGCGCAUCCUGUCCACCGGAUACAACGGUACACCUAGAGGAGUGAGAAAUUGCAACCAAGGAGGCUGCUCACGGUGUAAUGGAAGUGCCCGAGGCGGCGAGGCAUUGAACGAGUGUCUGUGUCUACACGCAGAAGAGAAUGCGCUGUUGGAAGCUGGAAGGGAUCGUAUCGGAGACGACUCUGUCAUCUACUGCAACACAUGUCCCUGUCUUCGAUGUUCAGUCAAGAUUGUACAAUGUGGUGUUCGAGAAGUAGUCUACAACCAAAGCUACAGUAUGGACGAAGCUUCCGCCAUGGUCCUCAAGGAAGGAGGCGUGAUCCUUCGGCAGCUCUCCAUGCCCGAAGCUGUCUGAUCAUUAGGGGCUUGCGUUGCGCUAGAUCUAUCAAAGGGGUUCCAGUCGUUCAUUUUGGGUGUUGUUGUGGUCGUGAUG
Messenger RNA from Cryptococcus amylolentus CBS 6039, 1197 nucleotides. RefSeq lists its product as hypothetical. NCBI's taxonomy places the organism in Eukaryota, Fungi, Basidiomycota, Tremellomycetes, Tremellales, Cryptococcaceae. The transcript has 6 exons. Gene Ontology annotation, molecular function: hydrolase activity; zinc ion binding. Bases 21 to 803 code for a protein of 260 amino acids. The record is from RefSeq and is a predicted model, not a curated record.